AUGCCACCUCUCCUAAAAAAUGUGACAUCUGAAGUAAUCUUCAUUCUCUUGGGCUUCUCAGAAUACCCGGACCUCCAGCUGCCCCUGUUCCUCAUGUUCCUGACCAUUUAUACAGUCACUGUGCUGGGGAACCUGGGCAUGAUUACCAUCAUCAGGGUCAAUCCCAAGCUCCACACCCCCAUGUACUUCUUCCUUACUCACCUCUCCUUUGUUGAUUUCUGUUACUCUACUGUGGUAACUCCCAAACUAUUAGAAAACUUGGUUAUGGAAGACAGAACCAUCUCCUUCGCAGGGUGCAUCAUGCAGUUCUUCUUUGCAUGUUUAUUUGUGGUGACAGAAUCCUACAUGUUGGCAGUGAUGGCCUAUGACAGGUUUGUGGCAGUGUGCAACCCUCUGCUCUACACAGUUGCCAUGUCUUCAAAGCUGUGUUCCAUUUUAGUGGGUGCAUCAUACUCUUGGGGUUUCAUCUGUUCCCUGACACUUACUUACUUUUUACAGAAGUUAUCAUUCCAAGGAGUUAAUGUUAUUAAUAACUUUCUCUGUGAGCACACUGCUAUUGUGGCUGUAUCUCUCUCUGAUCCUUACAUUAACCAGGUGAUCAUUUUCGCCUCUGCUACAUUUAAUGAAAUAAGCACCCUGAUCAUUAUCCUUACAUCUUAUAUUUUCAUUUUCAUCACAGUCAUGAAGAUGCCUUCCACCGGGGGCCGUCAUAAAGCCUUCUCUACAUGUGCCUCCCACCUGACUGCCAUUUCCCUUUUCCAUGGGACUAUACUUUUCCUCUACUGUGUUCCUAAUACAAAGAGCUCAUGGCUCAUGGUCAAGGUGGCCUCGAUCUUCUAUAUAGUGGUCAUUCCCAUGCUGAAUCCUCUGAUUUAUAGUCUCAGGAACAACGAUGUCAAGAAGACAUUCAGGAAGCUCAUGAGUACAAAAAUAUAA
Molecule: messenger RNA, 936 nt
Organism: Nannospalax galili (Upper Galilee mountains blind mole rat)
Lineage: Eukaryota; Metazoa; Chordata; Mammalia; Rodentia; Spalacidae
Product: olfactory receptor 5D18-like
Exons: 2
Coding region: 1-936 (311 amino acids)
Biological process (GO): sensory perception of smell; G protein-coupled receptor signaling pathway
Cellular component (GO): membrane
Molecular function (GO): G protein-coupled receptor activity; olfactory receptor activity; odorant binding
Source: RefSeq, a predicted model, not a curated record